Messenger RNA from Tachysurus fulvidraco (yellow catfish), 5009 nucleotides. RefSeq names its product synaptotagmin III (gene syt3). Bases 702 to 2390 code for a protein of 562 amino acids. The record is from RefSeq and is a predicted model, not a curated record. Gene Ontology annotation, biological process: cellular response to calcium ion; regulation of dopamine secretion; calcium-ion regulated exocytosis. The transcript has 12 exons. Gene Ontology annotation, molecular function: calcium ion binding; calcium-dependent phospholipid binding; clathrin binding. NCBI's taxonomy places the organism in Eukaryota, Metazoa, Chordata, Actinopteri, Siluriformes, Bagridae. Gene Ontology annotation, cellular component: membrane.
GGAGGCAGGGGAAAAACAGAGCGAGGAGAGACAGACAGAGAGGAGAGAGACGGGAGAGGAGGAGAGAUGAUCCUUAUUCUUCUCUGCCUCUCAGUCUAGCCUGUGGCAUCCAUCCUUCUGUAUCCCUGCAUCCCUCCAUCCCUCCAAAGUCCUCCAUCCCAGAAAAUGUCCAACGUUCCUCCGGAUCAGGGGACGAUUGCUUAAAGCUUGGACGGUGAAACUGGAAACCUGACUGCGUCCCAGAGGAACUACACGACCCAGAAUUCAGCUGUUUGAAGGACCAAACUCUCCGCCACUUUCUCCACCUUUAGCCUAAACACUUACAGCCAGAAAUACUCACAGUACACGGUCACCUCACCAUGACAAGGACUUUGCGUAACAAUCUCUAGCAAAUUCUGUCGCAAAUUCUUCUCUUCUCCUUUAUUGCUGUUCACAAGACCCCGUGCCAAUGCCGACGCUGUCGCCGACGCCAUCACACAGGAGGAUCCACAUGGCUCCAAAACCGAUGGAUGCGGAAGCUACCGAGUGCUCCGAUUAACUACAAAGGUUAAAGGUUAUCCAGGAUUCUCGGUCUGUAAACGAAACAAUAACGACGACAAAAAAAACGACCGAAGGUUUUCCGCUCUGAUCCCGUCCAAUCGGCGUGGGCGGGUUUGGGCUGCGCCACAAUUUUGGGUUAGGAGUGCGAUGCGGAUUGGAGGAUGUCGGGGGAUUGGGAAGAAGACGUGUGCAAGAAAGCGCUGGUGCUGGUGGAGGAGCUGUGCUUCCGCUCUGGAGGAUACAGCCAGAGUGCCAGCUGCCAGGAGUUCAGCUACAUGAUGAGGGGAAGCAACGGACAUAUCGACACAGAGAUCUCUGUCAGCCUCCUGUCCGUCAUCGUGACAUUCUGCGGCAUCGUGCUGCUUUCUGUCUCGCUCUUCGUCUCCUGGAAGCUCUGCUGGUUGCCAUGGAGAGACAAGGAGGGCGGCGGCCUCAGCCUGACAGCCGGGCUCCUCCCCGGAGGGGCGGGGCUUCAUGGGGUAGCAGGAGGUUCCUCUCUCCUCCCUCCUUUACUGCACAGGAAAGACACACACUCCUCUUCAUCUCUCUACCCGUCUCUGGCCCAGGCCGGACAGCACCACCCACACUUCUCUGACGUGAUGGGGGUGGACGGAGGAGGGGCCAUGAUGGUAGGCGGGGUCGUGGGCGGGCCUCAGGAAAUGCAGGAGCACUCCUACCUGGACAUGGACUCCUACCCCAACAAUGCAGGGAACAUAAAACUGAGUCAGACGUCUCCUGAACUGCCUCCACCUGAAGGAGGAUCUGCUGCUAAAGAUCUGGUCAACACUCACCCGCAGCAGGCCACGCCCAGACCCAAGCCCAUGACUCAUCAGCUCUCCAGUCCUGAUUUUCAUGGAGAGGAGAAGAGCGAGCAGGUGACGUGCAUCGGGCAGAUCAAGCCGGAGCUGUACCGCCCGCGGCAAGGCGAGCAGGGAGACAGCAAGCAGGGCGACACGUGUGGAAAAAUCAGCUUCCUGCUCCGCUACUCUUUCAAUACGGAGCAGCUGGUGGUGAAGAUUCUCAAAGCUCUGGACCUGCCUGCUAAAGACGCUAACGGCUUCUCAGACCCAUACGUGAAGAUCUACCUGCUGCCUGACAGGAAGAAGAAGUUUCAGACCAAGGUGCACAGGAAAACCCUGAACCCGGUGUUUAACGAGACGUUCCAGUUUGGCGUACCGUUAGCCGAACUUCACUCUCGCAAGCUUCACUUCUCCAUCUACGACUUUGACCGUUUCUCCAGACAUGACCUGAUCGGCCAGGUGGUGGUGGAGAACCUGCUGGACUUCAGCGAGGGCAGUGGGGAGAAGCCCAUCUGGAGGGACAUCGUUGAAGGGACGGCGGAGAAAGCUGACCUCGGGGAGCUGAACUUCUCACUGUGUUACUUGCCGACAGCCGGUCGACUAACCGCCACCAUCAUCAAGGCCACCAACCUCAAAGCUAUGGACCUGACCGGCUUCUCAGACCCGUACGUGAAGGCAUCCCUGGUGUGUGAUGGACGCAGGUUGAAGAAGAGGAAGACGUCCAUUAAGAAGAACACUCUGAACCCCACCUAUAACGAGGCUCUGGUGUUCGACAUCCCUAACGAGAACAUCGAGAGCGUCUCGCUCAUCAUCGCCGUCAUGGAUUACGACUGUAUCGGCCAUAACGAGGUGAUCGGGAUGUGCCGCGUGGGCAGCGACGCUGAAGGUCCUGGCAGAGAACACUGGACGGCCAUGUUGUCCAACCCCCGUAAACCCAUCGAGCAUUGGCACCAGCUGGUGGAGGAAAAAUCCAUUAACACCUACGUGACGAAGAGCGCAGCAGCUUCGCCGAAACCACACAUAGUGGUGGACAGUCCUCACUCCGACUAAACACACGGGUCUGCGUUGUCGUUGCUCCGGACGUUUCAUCUUUUCCUCUCAUCUGUGAAUAAAUCUCUCCAUCCGGCAAAAAGAAGCGGAAAACAGACGCCGCAACAAAACCGUCACAACACACACGCCGAGUAGUCUAGAGACCCCACCCCAACACACACACACACACACACACACACACACACACACACAGGAGCAGGUAGACACACCUCGGAGGAAGGCGUGGUACAGCAGGUGUGACUUUCCACACGUUGGUUUCUUCAGGGGAAAAAAAAAAAACGAUGCACAUUCCCGAAUCCAGAGAUCUGAUAAUCGACAAAAUAUCUUUAUUUAGUUAUUUAAAGCUGAGCCUGAGUGAAAAAAUAACAGAUUUAUAAAAGACGUCUUAGAUGUAAUUUCACAUGGACCAUUAGGGUGUGUGUGUGUGUGUGUGUGUGUGUGUGUGUGUGUGUGUGUGUGUGUUUAGGCUGUAGUAAAUCACUAGAGUCAGAUUUCACAGGGAUGGAAUAAAAUAUCUCUGGAGAGCAGGACUGCUUCAGUCUGGCGUCGGGAGGACGGAAAUGGAGGACGGACCGGUGGACCGAACACUUACCGCGCGUCCUCCGAACGCGUCCUCCUCCCUCGUGCUCUGAGAACGACGACGAGCUUUUUAUUUUUCUAUCCAUCCAUCCAGCCAUCCAUCCAACCGUCGGUUUCGUUGAUCUAUGUGAGUUUUCAUAGGACGGACUGCGCUCCGAGCGAUGGCGGGGAGGUGGAGGGUGGGUGGGACGAUUCUUUGAGGGGGGGGGGAUAAAAUAAAGAAAUCAAUAAAACUUAACCGUGCGGCGAAACUUUCCGGAGGAACUGAUGAUCGAAGCGAUUAAAAGGAGGACCCUGAACGGGACGGAGAGCACUUUAGCGAUGGACCAGCGCCCUUUUUUUUGGGAGAAAAGGAUUUUGCCAUAGUGUUUUAUUUUUGUAUCAUUCCUUCAUUUUUGACACGCCCGCAUUUCCUCGGAGAGACGCUCGCUCGCUCGCACGCGUCCGCGAUCCUUUUACGUCCGUGUUCGUUGUACGAAGUGUUGGACUCCUUGGAGUUUGUUUCCUGCUUGCGUGUACGCCCGUGCGUCUGUUCUGUCCGUCACCGUGCUCCGUGUAUGACGUGUGUUCUGGCGCCUGACCUCUAAUCCUUUACUCCUCGAGCCUCUGUCCUCUGUAGCCCCGCCCACUGGCACUAGCUCCUCCCACAGCAGCUCUUGUUAAAGCGAAACGUGUCUUCUGUCCUGUGUCUUAGAGGAUCGGUUUCUUUGUGCUCUCUGUGUCUGAAGCUGGCGGCUACGAGGAAAAGGAGAAGAACAAAAUGUGAUUCUUUCGUUUUGAACUCUUUUUCAUGAGGUUUCUUUUUGCCUGAGUGUGUUGUUUUGUGUCUGAAUGUUUUCUUAAGUAGAGCUGGGCGAUAAAUCCGAACUGUCCCUGAUGUCUUUCUGUCCGUUUUGUUCUCCGUGUGCUUCAUGAAGAACAGGUUCCUUUGUCAGCUGCUUUACCAGUAGCCAAUCAGAACGAAGGUGCAGCAACCAGUGAAAACAGAGAGAAGGCGGGGCUUAACAUCAUACACAUCAUUUUUUCUAGUGCUCUUUCUCUAUCUAUCUAUCUAUCUAUCUAUCUAUCUAUCUAUCUAUCUAUCUAUCUAUCUAUCUAUCUAACCCUAACCCUAACUUCUGAUUAUUCCUUCCAUUUUAUCAUUUCUCUGUUUGUUCUUUUCCCUCUCACUCUUUUUCUCUCUCUGCCUUUUCUUCCUCCUUCAUUCUUCCCCUUUCCUUCCAUUCCAUCUUCCCGUGGUUUAUCAAAUCUAAUAGAUUUUUUUUUUCAUAUCGUCCAGCUCUAUUUUUUUUACGAACACAAGACAGGGACAGACGGGGACUUUCUUUCUUUCUUUCUUUCUUUCUUUCUUUCUUUCUUUCUUUCUUUCUUUAUGUGAGUUUGAUUGUUUGUGUGUUUGUGUGUGUGUGUGUGUGUGUGUGUGUGUGUGUGUGUGUGUGUGUGAUUGAGGUACCUCCUCUCCACCCCCUCCCCCUCUCCAUCCCUCCUUCUCUCUCUCUCUCUCUGACCGUGUUCCAGAUGCAGGUUUAAUAUCUGAUUGACGUUCCUGCUGUAAGUUAUGAACAUUGUUAGAGGUUCUUAAAGGAGAGCCAUGAGGUCAUGACCUCACUAACAACAUGCAGCAGCCUACCGAGACAUAUCAUCAUCAUCAUCACCAUCAUCAUCGUCACCAUCAUCAUCGUCACCAUCAUCAUUAUCACCAUCGUCAUCAUCACCAUCGUCAUCAUCACCAUCAUCAUCACCAUCGUCAUCAUCACAUCAUCAUCAUCACCAUCGUCAUCAUCACCAUCAUCAUCGUCACCUUCAUCAUCAUCACCAUCAUCAUCAUCAUCAUCAUCAAAGGACAAAUCUAAAACCCACAUCUUCUGUCUCUCACUCUUUCUUUUCUCUUAGUUCUGUUUUCCUCCUUCUCCUUCGUCAGCACAGGAAUGUUACAGAAGGUCUGCUAUCUUUUCAUGGGGUUAUGACCCCCCCUUUCUCUCUCUCUCUCUCUCUCUCUCUCUCUCUCUCUCUCUCUCACACACACACACACACACACAC